Molecule: messenger RNA, 2972 nt
Organism: Salarias fasciatus (jewelled blenny)
Lineage: Eukaryota; Metazoa; Chordata; Actinopteri; Blenniiformes; Blenniidae
Gene: ntng1a
Product: netrin g1a
Exons: 9
Coding region: 32-1792 (586 amino acids)
Biological process (GO): axonogenesis; animal organ morphogenesis; tissue development
Source: RefSeq, a predicted model, not a curated record
GAGAGCGAGAGAGAGAGAGAGAGGCCCAACCAUGCGUUUCCCGUUGGCCUUGACGCUGCAGGCGAUGUGGACGGCCGUGUGCCAGGCGGCCAACGCCAACUACCCGGCGGCGUGGGGCCACUACGACGUCUGCAAGUCCCAGGUGUACUCCGACGAGGGCCUGACCUGGGACUACAUGGCCUGCCAGCCCGAGGCGGCGGACAUGACCCAGUACCUGAAGGUCACGCUGGAUCCGCCCAACAUCACGUGUGGAGACCCUCCGGAGACGUACUGCGCCCUGGAGAAUCCCUACAUGUGUAAUAAUGAAUGUGAUGCCAGCACGGAGGAGCUGGCCCACCCUCCAGAGCUCAUGUUUGACAUCGAGGGCCGUAAUCCCACAACCUUCUGGCAGUCCACGUCCUGGAAGAAGUACCCCAAGGCGCUCCUGGUCAACAUCACGCUGUCUUGGAACAAGACCAUCGAGCUGACCGACGACAUCGUGCUCACCUUCGAGUCGGGCCGGCCGGAGCAGAUGGUCCUGGAGAAGUCUCUGGAUUACGGGCGGAGCUGGCAGCCGUACCAGUUCUACGCCACCGACUGCCUGGACGCCUUCACGAUGGAGCCCAAAACGGUGCAGGACCUGACCCAGCACACCCUGCUGGACAUCAUCUGCACGGAGGAGUACUCCCGGGGAUACGUGUGGAAGUACGACAAGACGGUGCGCUUUGAGAUCAAGGACCGCUUCGCGCUGUUCGCCGGGCCCCGGCUCCACAACAUGGCCUCGCUCUACGGACAGCUGGACACCACCAAGAACCUGAGGGACUUCUUCACCAUCACCGACCUGAGGGUGCGCCUGCUGCGGCCCGCCACCGGGGCCACCAUGGUGGACGAGAACAACCUGUCAAGAUACUUCUACGCCAUUUCCGACAUCAAAGUUCAGGGCAGGUGCAAGUGCAAUCUUCACGCCAACAGCUGCGUGUACGACAAGGAGAAGCUGAGCUGCGAGUGCGAGCACAACACCACCGGGCCCGACUGCGGCCGCUGCAAGAGGAACUACCAGGGCCGGGCGUGGAGCGCCGGGUCCUACCUGCCCAUCCCCAAGGGCACGGCUAAUAUCUGUACUCCUAAUAACAUUGGUCCAGUCAUUCGGCCGAAUGUGUCAUCCCUAGGUGUCGCUAACCGAAAAGAAGUAGCUCCUCAGGUUGCAUUGUCCACUGCCCCCUCUGUCCACGUUGCAAACAACAAGCGAGACUGCGAAUGCUUCGGCCACUCCAACCGAUGCAGCUACAUCGAGCUGCUAAACACCGUCAUUUGCGUGAGCUGUAAGCACAACACUAGGGGCCAGCACUGCCAGCUGUGCAAGCUGGGCUACUACCGCAAUGCCUCAGCAGAACUGGACGAUGAAAAUGUGUGCAUAGAGUGUAAUUGUAAUCCCUUUGGCUCAGUCAGUGAUCGCUGUAAUGGCACAGGAUUUUGUAUAUGUAAGGAGGGCACUACAGGGCCCAAGUGUCAGGAGUGUCUGCCCGGAUAUUUGUGGGACGAUGGCUGCAAAUCCCGGGUGUGCGACAACGAGCUCCUGCGCUGCCAAAACGGCGGAGUGUGCGUGGCCAACGUGCGCUGCAGCUGCCCCGCGGCCUACACGGGCCUGCUGUGCGAGAAGCGCCGCUGCGAGUCGGAGCUGGGGGGCUGCGGGGGCGCCGACUCGGGCCAGGCCCCGCUGGCGGCGCCCCCCGCCGGCGGGCUGCCGCUGCUGCUGCUGCUGCUGGGCUGGGCGGCGCUGACGGAGGCCUCCUGCAGGCCCUGCCCGCUCUGAAGAGACCCGGUACCCCGCCUCCUCCGCCCCCCUCUUCUGCCGCCUCCACCCGAACCCUCUCAUCCCCUACUUCCAAAUAAUCAACCAUUUAAAAAAAAAAGAACAGAAGAAGACCCAUGAGCUUCGUGGACUGUUCAGCACUGAGCUUCUCGCCGCCGGGCUCAGCGGACGCUCCGCGCUGACGACCAAUGGAAUGAGUGCAAAAACUUUUCCUUUAAUUUCAAAGAAUAUAUAGAAAUACAGAAACAUAUACUUCUAAAAGAAAAGAACAAAAGAGCCAGAUAUUAUUAAGAGUAACAGAGCGUUAAGAGUAAAAUGAGCAGUGAGCCCCCUCCUCGCCUGCCCCCCCUCCUCUAAGCCAUACCAGGUACUCCAGCUCCUCCCGUCAGAGGAGGGAUAAACCGAAGGCGACAGACUCCAUCACUUCCGCUCUUAUUGCCACGGCAACAACAGCUGCGACCAAUCAGCUCUCACGCCGGUCGCCGGUGGCCGACAGUCUCCCGCCCGCCCCCCCCCCCCCCCCCUCCCGGGACGCUUCUGCGAGUUAGUGUUGGCCGAACCGGCGCCGGAGGAGGAGGAGUGUGUGUGAGGCGGGGAGCGGGAAGCGCCGGACUCGCCCACCAGGAAGCAUUCUUUGCUGUCAGUGCAUUGUGGAUCGAAGGAAACCUGUCCGGACUGCCACCUUGUGACACACACACACACACACACACACACACACACACACCUCGCCCACGUUGAUCCCCGCUCUAUCUUUCUGUCUCACCCCCCCCCCCCCCCCCCCCUCCUCCCUCCCAGCUCAUCCUCCCUCCUGUUCACCCCUCCCUCCGCCCCCAUUGGCCCCGCCCCCUCGCCAUGCUGCCACUGACCUGUGCUUUCGUGAACGUUACUCUGUAAACCCUCGUUGGUUGGAAGAUUCUUUUGUCCGAUGUUAGUGAUGCACAUGUGUAAGAAGCCCCCCCCCUCCUCCUCCUCCUCUUCCUCCUCCUCCUCCUCUUCCUCCUCCUCCCUCCAAGAAGAUAAUCCAGUAAAGCUGUCUGAUUCUUUUUUCUAUCUUAGCGCCACCACGCUCCCUGCGAUCAUGACCAGAGGGGUAGUUUUCACCUGAGCAGACGAGAAGUGCGUAGAAAAACCAUCAAUGUAUUUGCAAGUUCCUUUUUUUUUUCUUCUCUCUCUCAACAGA